Molecule: messenger RNA, 1575 nt
Organism: Cucurbita maxima (winter squash)
Lineage: Eukaryota; Viridiplantae; Streptophyta; Magnoliopsida; Cucurbitales; Cucurbitaceae
Product: peroxidase 41-like
Exons: 1
Coding region: 539-1531 (330 amino acids)
Biological process (GO): hydrogen peroxide catabolic process; response to oxidative stress
Molecular function (GO): heme binding; peroxidase activity
Source: RefSeq, a predicted model, not a curated record
UUCUCUGCUCUGUGUUUUUCGAUGGACUUCUCCGCUCUGUAUUUCUCGUCGGACUUCUUCGCUCUGUGUUUCUCGUCGGACUUCUCCGCUCUGUGUUUCUCGUCGGACUUUUCUGCUCUAUGUUUCUCGUUGGACUUUGGCUCUGUGUGUCUCGUCGAACUUUGGCUCUGUAUUUCUUGUCAGACUUCGACAAUAGGUCGUUUCUCCACUCCCUAUCUAUUCUCAAGUUGAACAACACUAACCCUAUCUAUUCAGAUAGGUUAAAAAAAUUCCACAAUCCAAUCCAACACGUGUACACCCUACUGGAUUGUACCAAAAAUAACAUCAAACCUUUAUCAAUUCUCCAUCUCUAACUAAUCUCCCAAAAUGUCUCCCAACCAAUGCUCCAUCUCCUUUUUAAUCCCCCAUUCAUCCCUCCAUUUUCCACGCACCGCAAUUGCUUCCUUCUUCCUCCUCCUCACCACACUACACACACACCUUCCACUUUUCCACAUCCAGAGAAAGCAGGUUGUCCCCCACCUCCUUCCUCUUCCCCGCCAUGGCCUUCUUCCACCCUACCGCUCUUCUUCUUCUACUUUGCCUAUCUCUUCCAUUCUCAGUUCACUCUCAGCUUUCUCUCGAUUAUUACCACAAAACUUGCCCCGACUUCGCAAAAAUCGUUCACGACACUGUCGCCCGCAAGCACGCUACUAGCCCCGUCACCGCCGCUGCAUCUAUGCGCCUCUUCUUCAGCGAUUGUUUGGUUGGAGGCUGCGAUGCCUCUGUUCUUAUUUCAUCCAAUGUCUUCAACCACGCCGAGCGCGAUGCUGAAAUCAACCACGCUCUUCCUGGUGAUGCCUUCGACGUUGUCACUCGUGCGAAGAUCACCUUAGAGCUCUCUUGCCCUGGGAUAGUCUCUUGCUCUGAUGUGUUAGCGCAGGCGACUAGAGAUCUCAUCGCGGCCUCAGGUGGACCGUCGUACAAAGUUGAAUUAGGGAGAAAAGAUAGCCUCGUCUCGAAGAUUUCAGAUGUGGAAGGUAACAUUCCGAAACCGAAUCAAUCAAUUGACGAAUUGAUUAAGCUAUUCGAAGCGAAAGGAUUCACGAUUCAAGAAAUGGUAGCGCUAUACGGCGGACGCACAAUCGGAUUCUCGAAUUGCAGGGAAUUCAGCGAUCGGCUCUUCAAUUUCAGCAAAAACACGCCAACAGAUCCUGAGAUUAAUUCGAAAUACGCGGAGGCGUUGAUGAAGUCCUGCGCCGACUACGAGAAGAAUCCAGCAAGUUCGGCGUACAGCGACCCCGUAACGCCAGGGAAGUUCGACAACGUAUACUACCAGAAUCUGCUGAGAGGAAUGGGAGUGUCGGCGUCGGAUCACGCGCUGGCGAAGGAUCCGAGGACAAGGAAAUUCGUGGAGAUGUACGCAGGGAACCAGGCAUUAUUCUUCAAGGAUUUUGGACACGCCAUGGAGAAGAUGAGCGUUCGCGAGGUGAAAACCGACGGAAAGGGAGAAGUGAGGAGAAGAUGCGAUGCAUUCAAUACAAUCAACCAUUAGGCCAUUUUGGGUUUUCAUAAAUAUUCAGGGGAUUUUUUUUGUUU